Messenger RNA from Trichoderma gamsii, 513 nucleotides. RefSeq lists its product as hypothetical. The coding region runs from base 1 to 513 and encodes 170 amino acids. The transcript has 3 exons. The record is from RefSeq and is a predicted model, not a curated record. Lineage: Eukaryota; Fungi; Ascomycota; Sordariomycetes; Hypocreales; Hypocreaceae.
AUGAAGAUCUCGGCAAUCUUCCUUUCCGUCCUCCUCGUUGCCUCACUCGGCUUCUCUCUGAGUAUCCGCAGUCCAUCGCCAGGCCAUUACGAGGAGGGCAAAAACCUAACGUUGAGUUCCCCCAGACGGCCUCCUGAGAAGCCCCCUCUGGUCGAUGAUAUCACCUUUUCGUGGUGCCUCGACUACACCAGGCCGGAGACAUGUUUCUCGAGGGGUUUGAAGCACGGCGAGUGUUAUAACCUUGGCGUUCUGGAUCCCAAAAUGCAGGAGAUGCUGGAGGACGUGGGAGCAGAGGGAGGGGCUUGCAUGUUGUUUACCUUCCAAAACUGCAAAAAUCACCACACGGCCGCCUUCACCGGCCAGCACCUUUACACACCAUGGCUCUGCCCGAAACACGAGUCCAACAAAGAGAAGACCAAAUGGAACAGCGACGCUCGGUCGGUCCGCUGCUGUUCUGGUCACCCGAGCACGCCAUGGUGCAGUGACUUGAAGAAGCCGCACGAUUGCCACUAA